ACAAAAUGGCGGAGCUCAGAAAGCGGGGAGCGACCGGUUCCUCUCGCGAAGCAGAUUCCGAGUCAACCCGCGAUUCGUUCUCAGUGACUGCAUACCCAAAGGAGAGAAAUUCAGCAAGCUGGACGUUCUUUUUCAUUCUUAUUUUGUACUUAUUCUCCUUGUACGUUAGCUUCAAAGCCUCCAGAUCUGUUCCCUCGCCCAAAACAACAAUGGGGAGUUCCUCCAGCGAGUUUGUAGAAGAAAAAGCUCGUCAGCAUCUAGAUGCAAUUACAUCCUUUGGACCGCGGCCCGCUGGAAGCUAUGCAAAUGAAAUUCAAGCUGUGAAUUACAUCGUUGGAGCUCUGCAGGCAAUAAAGGACACUGCACGCGAAGAUGUGAUCAUCGAAAUCGACAUUCAGAGACCAUCGGGUAGUUUCAAUUUAGCCUUCUUUGAUGGAUUUUCAAGCGUCUAUCGCAAUGUGACCAACAUCGUGGUCAGAAUAACACCGAAGGAAAGCUAUCCGCCCAAAAACACAGUCCUCGUCAAUGGGCACUUUGACAGUGUGCCAGGGAGUCCUGGCGCUAGUGAUGAUGUAGUUAGCUGUGCUGUAAUGCUGGAAGUGAUUCGAUGUCUUACGCACACGCAUAGCUUCCGUUUUAUUCACGGUGUUGUGUUUAAUUUUAAUGGAGCUGAGGAAAAUGUCUUGCAAGCAAGUCACGGGUUUAUUACACAGCAUAGAUGGGCAGAAACGAUCAAGGCGUUUGUGAAUCUGGAGGCAGCUGGUGCAGGUGGAAGGGAAGUGUUAUUUCAGGCAGGUCCUGAACAUCCUUGGCUGAUCAAGACAUACUCAGAGGUAGCCCCACACCCCUGUGCACAAGCUCUGGCUCAGGAUAUCUUUCAGAGUGGGAUCAUACCUAGUGACACAGACUUCAGGAUAUACAGGGACUUUGGUCAAGUACCAGGAAUGGACCUUGCCUAUACUGCCAAUGGUUAUGUUUACCACACUUAUUAUGAUACACCAGCAGCUGUAACUCCAGGCUCUAUUCAGCGCGCUGGUGAUAACGUACUGGCUUUGGUCAAGAGCAUAGUUAAUUCACCAUUUCUAGCUGACCCUGGAGAAUAUCGUCAUGGUUCCAUGGUGUUUUUUGACUUCCUGGGAAUAUUUGUUGUACAUUACCCAGAAAGAAUUGGCUUGGUGAUAAAUCUCUCAUCAGCUUUUGUAGCAGUUCUCUGUCUCCUCAAAAAAUUCCUUCAAUUUCCAGCAAAGAGAACGAAAUUUGAAGAGGGAAAAGUAUCAAGACCUCCAUCUUCCAUAGCAGAUCUUCUCAUCUCUCUGUUCAUCCUAAUGCUAUCGUGGAUAGUUGGAACAUCAUUUUCUGUGGCUGUAGGUGUUGUUCUGACUCACUCAGGUCAUGCACUUACUUGGUACUGCCGGCCCUACCUACUCCUGGCAUUAUACAUUGCGCCAUCUGUGCUGGGCAUUGGUUUUGUUCAUUUUCUUGUUAAGAAAUAUAUCAUGGCAAAGGAAAAAGCUGUGGUGGCAAAAAAAGAAGAUAUUAGACCUCUCGAGGAAAGGAUAACUGACAAACUUAUGAAGAAAGAAGCACAAACAUUUUAUGCUGCUUUUCUUGUCUGGACAGUAAUCAUCUUGAUAAUGUCGUAUUAUCGUUUGGCUUCAGCAUAUUUUCCACUGCUCUUUAUCAUCUUUCCACUGAUGAUACGAGUUGUUAUUUGGGACAUUGUGUUAGCUGCGAAGACAUGUCAUCAAAAUGUUGGAGCAGUUUUGUUCAUGUAUCUUGUAGCUACAGUGGUACCUGUUCAGUUCUGUAUGUAUGUGACAUUCGUUAUGCUUGACCUCUUUGUACCUAUUAUGGGACGAGGUGGAACACAAACACCUCCAGAUGUCUUUAUAGGUGUCCUGUGUGCCUUUGGUGUUGUAAUGUUGACUUCUUAUGUGGUUAGCACUGUGUAUAUUUUGGGCAACCUUAAAUUUCCAGCUAUAUUUCUCCUGUUUGUUACCACCGUAGGAAUGAUAGUAUCAUUUUCAGGACUGUCAUUUCCUUACUCAGCUGUCAAUCAGUGCCCUAAAAGGGUUUUCUUUCAGCAUACAUCAAGAACAUUUUACAAUAAUGCAGGUGAAGUGGUUCAUCAAGAUGCAGGUGUCUGGAUCACUCCACUCGACUAUCUUGGCAUUCAGCCAUUCAGUGAUGCACCCAUGUUUAAGAAGGCUUUACCUGCACCUCAGGAAGGAGCUUAUGGAGGUUUUCCUUACUACCUGCCCUUGAGGCAUUUCGUACGAAAAUCUUGGUAUCUUCCUGGUCCUCUGCCCCAAGUCAAAACAUCUCCAUUGGAAGUGAAAUUGCUACAUAGGAAAGAAAAGGAUCAAGUCUACUCAUUUAAAUUCUCAAUAUCAGGUCCUGAUCACAUGACUUUAUACAUAUCACCUGCUAGUGGCGUGGAUUUGCUGACCUCUUCCCUGGGUCCCCUCAUACCAAUUCAAGACGGUGGAGACAGAGUGGUGUUCUUUAUUUACUAUUCUCACGGUACCGAUGUGGGGCCCUGGGAACUAUCACUUGAGCUUCUGCCGGAAAGACACCUCCCGAACAAGAGCAAUCUGUUCGACUUUGCUGUGGCAGCUCAUUACAUUCACGGCAAAGAGUCAUCUUCACCUUUCCUCAAAGAAGUCAUUCAAGCUAUUCCAGACUGGAUUUUUGCUAAUGAUUGGGUGGACACAUACAAGAGUUGGUCUUACACCACGGAAUUCCCUGUAUCGCAAGAAUGAAUCAGUCCAAUUCGUUGCAAACGCUACUAUGUAAUACUGCAGAAUUGCACCAGUUUGAAACAGUUCACAGGUAGAAAAUUCCUGUGUAGGUUUUUACAUUUUAGGGUGGAUGAUCUCAAAAAAUAUUUAAAGUGUUUUUAGGAUUAUACGAAAAUUUUAAGGGAAUAAAACAAACGUGAAUUAGCGCAGCGUUACUAAGAAAGAUAAGUGGCUGGUCACACGUGGAUCAAAAACUAUAUUAAAAUUCCCUUAGUUUAUUGAUAA
Molecule: messenger RNA, 3026 nt
Organism: Stylophora pistillata
Lineage: Eukaryota; Metazoa; Cnidaria; Anthozoa; Scleractinia; Pocilloporidae
Product: endoplasmic reticulum metallopeptidase 1
Biological process (GO): proteolysis
Molecular function (GO): metalloexopeptidase activity
Source: RefSeq, a predicted model, not a curated record